Messenger RNA from Perognathus longimembris pacificus (Pacific pocket mouse), 3271 nucleotides. RefSeq names its product klotho (gene Kl). Gene Ontology annotation, molecular function: hydrolase activity, hydrolyzing O-glycosyl compounds. Gene Ontology annotation, biological process: carbohydrate metabolic process. NCBI's taxonomy places the organism in Eukaryota, Metazoa, Chordata, Mammalia, Rodentia, Heteromyidae. The coding region runs from base 24 to 3074 and encodes 1016 amino acids. The record is from RefSeq and is a predicted model, not a curated record. The transcript is spliced from 5 exons.
CCAGUUCCCGGCUCCCGCGCAGCAUGCCCGCCAGCGCCCCUCCGCGCCUCCCGCGGUCGCCGUCGCCGUCGCCGCCGUGGCGGCGGCUGCUGCUGUUGCUGCUGGGCCUGGGCGGCCGCUGCCUGCGCGCAGAGCCGGGCGACGGAGCGCAGACCUGGGCCCGCUUUGCGCGUCCCCCCGCCCCGGAGGCCGCGGGGCUCCUGCACGACACUUUCCCCGACGGCUUCAUCUGGGCCGUGGGCAGCGCCGCCUACCAGACCGAGGGGGGCUGGCGGCAGCAUGGCAAGGGCGCGUCCAUCUGGGACACGUUCACCCAUCACCCCUCGGCCACCCCUGGCGACCCUCUGCUUGCUGAGCUGCCGUCGGGCGCCCCGUCGCCUCCCCCACCUGUCACUGGAGAUGUGGCCAGCGACAGCUACAACAACGUCUUCCGCGACACCGAGGGGCUGCGCGAACUCGGGGUCACCCAUUACCGGUUCUCUAUAUCCUGGGCGCGGGUGCUCCCCAAUGGCAGCUCGGAGGCCCCCAAUCGCGAGGGGUUGCGCUACUACCGACGCCUGCUGGAGCGGCUGCGGGAGCUGGGCGUGCAGCCCGUGGUCACUCUGUACCACUGGGACCUGCCCCAGCGCCUGCAGGACGCCUACGGCGGCUGGGCCAGCCGCGCCCUGGCCGACCACUUCAAGGAUUACGCCGAGCUCUGCUUCCGCCACUUCGGCGGCCAGGUCAAGUAUUGGAUCACCAUCGACAACCCCUACGCGGUGGCCUGGCACGGCUAUGCCACCGGGCGCCUGGCCCCCGGCGUCCGCGGCAGCCCGAGGCUUGGGUACCUGGUGGCGCACAACCUUCUCCUGGCUCAUGCCAAAAUCUGGCAUCUCUACAACACUAUCUAUCGACCCACACAGGGAGGGCAAGUAUCCAUUGCCCUCAGUUCCCACUGGAUCAGUCCACGAAGAAUGACAGAGCAUAACAUCCAAGAAUGCCAAAAAUCUCUUGACUUUGUACUAGGCUGGUUUGCCAAACCCUUAUUCAUUGAUGGUGACUAUCCUGAGAGCAUGAAGCAUAACCUUUCAUCUCUUCUGCCCAGUUUUACUGAAUCAGAGAAAAAGUUCAUCAAAGGGACAGCUGACUUUUUUGCUCUUUCCUUUGGACCGACCUUGAGUUUUCAACUUGUAGAUCCUUACAUGAAAUUUCACCAGUUAGAAUCUCCCAGCCUGAGGCAACUCUUGUCCUGGAUUGACCUUGAAUAUAAUCAUCCUUCCAUCUUCAUUGUGGAAAAUGGCUGGUUUGUCUCCGGGAACACCAGAAGAGAUGAUGCCAAAUACAUGUAUUACCUCAAGAAGUUUAUAAUGGAAACCUUAAAAGCCAUCAAGCUGGAUGGCGUCAACAUCACCGGGUACACAGCGUGGUCCCUGAUGGACGGUUUUGAGUGGCAUAGGGGCUAUAGCAUCCGACGUGGCCUCUUCUAUGUCGACUUCUUAAGCCAGGAAAAGAAGUUGCUGCCCAAGUCUUCAGCCUUCUUUUACCAAAAGCUGAUAGAGAACAAUGGCUUCCCUCUUUUACCUGAAAAUCAACCCCUAGAAGGGACAUUUCCCUGUGACUUUGCUUGGGGAGUUGUUGACAACUACAUUCAAGUAGAUACUACUCUCUCUCAGUUUUCCGACCAAAACGUUUACUUGUGGGAUGUCCAUCAUACCAAGAGACUUAUCAAAGUGGAUGGAGUUGUGGCCAAGAGGAGAAAGUCCUAUUGUGUUGAUUUCGCUGCCAUCCGGCCCCAGGUGGCCUUACUGAAGGAAAUGCAUGUUACCCAUUUUCACUUCGCCUUGGACUGGGCCCUGAUCCUGCCUCUGGGGAAUCGGUCCCAAGUGAACCACUCCAUCCUGCACUACUAUCGCUGUGUGGUCAGCGAGUUGGUCCAUGCCAACAUCACACCGGUGGUGGCUCUGUGGCAACCUACAUCCCCACACCAAGGCUUGCCUAGUGCCCUGGCUAAACAUGGCGCCUGGGAGAACCCACACACCGCCCUGGUGUUUGCAGAGUAUGCGGGCCUGUGCUUCAAAGAGCUGGGCCACCAUGUCAAGUUCUGGAUCACGAUGAAGGAACCCAACACAAGGAACAUGACAUACCGAGCCGGCCAUCACCUUCUGAAGGCACAUGCGCUGGCUUGGCGAGUGUAUGAUGAAAAAUUCAGGCACACUCAGAAAGGCAAAAUAUCCAUUGCCUUGCAGGCCGAUUGGAUAGAACCUGCCUGUCCUUUCUCCCCGAAAGACCAAGAAGUGGCAGAGAGAGUUUUGGAAUUUGACAUUGGCUGGCUGGCAGAGCCCAUUUUUGGUUCUGGAGAUUAUCCACAUGUGAUGAGGGAUUGGUUGAACCAAAGAAAUAAUAUUCUUCUACCUUAUUUCACUGAAGAAGAAAAGCAACUAAUCCAGGGUUCCUUUGACUUUUUAGCUGUAACCCAUUAUACCACUAUCCUUGUAGACUGGGAAAAAGAAGAUCCAAUAAAAUACAACAAUUACCUAGAAGUGCAAGAAAUGACGGACAUCACGUGGCUCAACUCGCCCAGUCAGGUGGCAGUAGUCCCCUGGGGCCUGCGCAAGGUGCUGAAAUGGCUCAAGUUCAAGUACGGAGACCUCCCCAUGUUCAUCAUGGCCAAUGGCGUCGAUGACGAUCCCCUUGUGGAUGAGCAGGACAAGCUGAGGGUAUAUUACCUACUGAAUUACAUAAAUGAAGCCCUGAAAGCCUACAUAUUGGAUGGUAUCAAUCUUUGUGGAUACUUUGCUUAUUCAUUCAGUGAUCGCUCCGCUCCAAACUUUGGCUUCUAUCAUUAUCUGGCAAAUCAGUUUGAGCCCAAACCAUCUAUGAAACAUUACAGGAAACUAAUUGACAACAAUGGUUUCCUGGGCUCCAAAAGAAUGGGAAAGUUUUGUCCAGAAGAAUACACAGAGUGUGCUGAAUGUGGCUUUUUUCAUACCCGGAAGUCAUUAUUAGCUUUCCUUGCUUUUCUGUUUCUUGCUUUUAUUGUUUCUCUUUCUCUUAUUUUUCACUAUAACAAGAAAGGAAGGAGAAGUUACAAAUAACAAGAACAUUUUCCUAGCCAUUUGUUUGGAAAUAAUUAUGCACACAUCAGCUGUCAGCUGUUUGCACUGCUCAGUGUUAGAACACUAAAUUUCAUAUAGCUGGAUUCUAGAAAAUGCAUUUGUAGCGCAUGCCAGAGGUUUAAAUGGGUGUAGGGACUGUAGAAUAUCCAGUAAGGUGAAUAGUGUCUGGCUUCAUU